AUAGGUGGGAGCAGAUCCAAACAUUUGUGGUUCAAAGGGAAUGACUCCUUUAGGAUUUGCAGCUUCUGAAGGGGAAACAGAAUUAAUUAAAUGCCUACUGAAUGCUGGAGCUGAUCCAAAUGUUACCAACACUUUAGGGAUAACACCAGUUGAACAAGCAGCGUUGAGUGGUAACCGUCGAGGUGUUUUGAUUCUUUUUCCUGAAACUUCUCCUGUUCCUACUGUUUCGGAAUGGAGUGUUUUUGGACUAUUUAAGCAUGUUUGCGCUGAUGGGGCUAGAGAAGAGAAAAAGAGGAAGUCAUUGGAGCUAUUUUUGCCUCAAAGUCAAAUGGAGCGGAGGUCUUCAACCAAAAGGGGUUAUUUUGGUGCAAUACAGUGGUAUACAGAGGCUAUCUUUAUCAACCCUACUGAUGCAGCUGUCCUUUCCAACCAAAGCCUCUGCUGGUCCCGAAUGAACGAAGGGGAGCUGGCUCUUGAAGAUGCUCAAGCUUGUAUUGCACUGAGGCCUGAUUGGCCAAAGGUUUUUUAUUAUAGGGCGGGUUCAGCAUGGAUGGUGUUGAAUAAGUUUGAGAAAGCUGCAGAUGCUUUUUAUCAUGGUUGGAAGAUGGAUAGAAAAAACAAGGAGAUUGAACGUGCUUUCCGGUAGUUUUCUUUCGAGGGUUUUGUUUGUCUAAAUAAACUAUUUCUUUCCUCCAGUUGCCAGUCAUGGAAUCUGCAAGUUUUCAUAUUUAUAAAGCAAAAUGAGAUUGUUGAAACUUAUGUAAUGCACACUGACAAACUCUUCAAACCCUUCUGUAAAUUCUCGUAUCCUGAUUUUCUGCUUGCCGUAUCCGUUCCUUUUCUAAUAAUUUACCUUAACCCCC
This is a messenger RNA of Rubroshorea leprosula, 863 nucleotides long. NCBI's taxonomy places the organism in Eukaryota, Viridiplantae, Streptophyta, Magnoliopsida, Malvales, Dipterocarpaceae. The record is from the annotation of a GenBank genome assembly.